This is a messenger RNA of Acanthosepion pharaonis, 639 nucleotides long. NCBI's taxonomy places the organism in Eukaryota, Metazoa, Mollusca, Cephalopoda, Sepiida, Sepiidae. The record is from the annotation of a GenBank genome assembly.
AUGACACGGCGACAUUUGACUGGGCGUGUAAAGAAGCUUCGUGCAGCCGAUGGGCAACUCAAACAGGAGUCGCGUUCCGCAGGUCAUGGGUAUGCGCGGGCAUCAGCGCGUGAGACAUCGCGUGAGACAUCGCGUGAUACAGCGCAUGUCGCUGGACCACACGUACACGCGUUACUGCGCGCGCUAAUUAUCAAGUCUUUCUUUCUUUUUUCUUCGAUGUGCCUUGACACUUUCUUUCUCUUUUUCUUUAUUUAUAUCUUUCUUUUCUUCAAAUAUUUGUUUGUUCCUUUUUUGUGUCCUGACUUUCGUCUCGAACUUUCUUUCUUUCUUUCUUUCUUUCUUUCUUUCUUUCUUUCUUUCUUUCUAUAUUUGUGUAUUCCUUUUUUAUGUCCUGACUUUCGUCUCGAACUUUCUUUCUUUCUGUAUUUUUUUAUUUUGUCCUUCCUUUCUUUUGUCCUUUUUUUUUUUUGCAUCUUGGCAUUUCUUUCUUUCUUUCUUUCUUUCUUUCUUUCUUUCUUUCUUUCUUUCUUUAUUUCUUUCUUUCUUUAUUUCUUCUGCUCUUCUCUCCAUUUUUUUCAGUGUAUUUACACAGGAUUCCUCCCACCAACAUAUUCACCUAAUACAAUUCAAACCAUUUGA